CUUCAUAGUGCUUAAUAGUUCCCAUUAUUUUUAAUAUUUUUUUAAUUAAUGUUUUGUGAUAUAGUUAAAAACUUUCGUUAAAAAAAAUGGUUCACGUAUUGCCAAGAAGAAAACAGAAAAAAUGUAUUUGCGAUACAGAAGGAUUGCUAAAGAAAAUAAUAGGAUCACCAACGAGUUUACCAUGUACAGAAUUAAACUUAAUUCGAUUAAAUUUAUUCACAGAAAGAAAUUCAGAUGGAACUGGCUUUUUAAUAUUGAAAGGAAAUGAUUUGUAUGAUAGAUACAAUGCAAGAAUUAACGAUAGAGACAUUAGAGCUAUUUGUCUAUUCAUAAAACAGUCUUCAAGAAGAAUUACCAAGUUAGAUUUAUGUUACAAUGAAAUUACUGACAAAGGAUUUUUUAAAUUGCUCAGAAAUUUACUAAUCAAAGGACGUUCUAGUAUAAUAAAUUUGAACAUUAUGCAUAAUCGCAUUACCGAGGAAUCUUUGUUGAGUCUCGCUAACACAGCCUCUUUGAUGAAAUUAAAAUAUUUAAGACUUAAUGGCAAUGACUUUGGAGUGAAUGGCGCCGAAUAUUUCGCCAGGUUUCUGAGAGAUAACAAAAGCCUGGAAUAUUGUGAUUUAGCUGAAACCAACAUAACUUUGACUGGCCUCGCUCAUGUUAUUACAGCUCUCAGAAUUGAUCAUGGAGCGAAUACAACACUAAAAGUGUUGGAUUUAAGUAGAGUCGUUCCUUUAUACGAUCGCUACGCUUAUGAAACGAAGUGGCUUGCAUAUCACAUAGAAUAUCUCUUGGAAAGGAACGAUUCCAUAAUAGAACUGCAUUUACAGAAGAACCAAUUGAUUUCACACGACGUAGAGUAUUUUACGAGAGGAUUGCGAAAUAAUAAGACAUUAUUAUAUCUAGAUUUGGGGUAUAAUAAAAUAGGCGAUCAUGGCAUCGAAUUACUAGCUAAAUAUUUGGCAGAAUCACCGCAAUUAUUGUUGUUAAAUGUAGCCGGUAACUCGAUAAAAGACAUAGGAGCCAGAGCAUUGAGUUUGGGAAUGCCAUACUCGAAGAUACGUGCUUUGGAUAUUUCACAAAACAACAUAACCGAUCGUGGUGUUCUUGAUUUAUUGAACACAUUGAAGAAGCCUUAUUACUUGAGGUUUCUAAAUAUUUGGGGGAAUAAAUUUGGCCAUGUGGCGUGUGGGGUGAUCCAAAGAAUGCUUCUAAGUGGAGCGUUAUUUCAGCACACGAUUGACGUGCAAAUUUACGAAGUCGAUGAUGUAUUGUACGCGGCGUAUUAUCCAAAUCCAGCGGACAGGAGUAAACAUUUGUAUUACAGCGAGUUGGAUUACGGGUAUGCGCUCCCAAUUGAACAUGUAAAAAGGAAUGUCGUUGUUGAAAAAAGGAAAGUCAAAGUCGAUUGCAAACACCGGCGUAAAUUGGACAAGAUGAACAGGGACAGAUUUUGAAGUCUUUAAGAUUUUGUUUACAGUUUGUUUUUUUUUUUUAAUAAAUGCUUAAUAUUUGAAUAUUUAUUUAUAACUGUUAGUGAAAAUAAAUUUUAUAAGACUGAUUUUCAAUUUCCGUUACCUAAUAAAUAGAAAGAAACAAUGCGAAUAUGAUAUGUACUGUAUUUUUUUAAUAAAAUGAUUAAUUUAGAAAUAGAUGAAA
Molecule: messenger RNA, 1659 nt
Organism: Galleria mellonella (greater wax moth)
Lineage: Eukaryota; Metazoa; Arthropoda; Insecta; Lepidoptera; Pyralidae
Product: leucine-rich repeat-containing protein 34
Exons: 1
Coding region: 87-1457 (456 amino acids)
Molecular function (GO): protein binding
Source: RefSeq, a predicted model, not a curated record